GUAAGGUACCAUCACCUUCACUACUGUGUUAUUCCCCUCUCAGAGAGAACAACCCUCGCUUCUUGGAAGUUCUCAACAUGCUGGAGUCAUCACCAGUGUGCCAGUCACUCGCCAUGCACUCCUUCCUCAUGUUGCCAAUGCAGAGGAUCACCCGCCUGCCCCUGCUGGUGGAUGCCAUCUUCCACCGUCUGGAGCACAACACUCCCAUCUGGCACGAGUACAAAGUUGCCCUUGCCACACUGACCAAGAUUGUAGCGGAGUGCAAUGAGGGAGCACGGCGGAUGGAGCGCAUGGAAGAGAUGCUUAUCCUCUCCCGCCAGCUGGAUUUCCGGGAGGUGAAAGCCAUCCCUCUCAUUUCAGCCUCACGCUGGCUGGUUAAGAAAGGUGACCUCACUCGCCUUACGUGGAGAGAGAAUGAUGGUAAACUAACAUUUGGGAAGAGGAUAUCCAAGUGCACAUUACACUUCUUCCUCUUCACUGACCUCCUGGUGGUAACCAAAAAGAAGAGUGAGGACCAGUACAUGGUGCUGGACUACUGCUCCCGCAACAUGGUGCAGGUGCUGGAACUGGACACCUCUGACAAGUUUCCUGGACGUAUCCUGGAUGGCCACAAGAACCUUCUCAUCAUGACCAUGUUGCAGAAUCAUGAAAAUAAAACUGUGGAGAUGAUUGUGUCUUGCCCCAUGGAAUCAGACAGGACACGCUGGGUGGAGGCUGUCACUCCACGCAGCUCAGACAACCCAGAUGAGCGGAUCUAUGAGGAAUGGGAUUGUCCCCAAGUCCAGGCCAUACACCCCUAUGUUGGCAAGCAGGCAGAUGAGCUCUCCCUUGAGGUGUCUGAUGUUGUCAAUGUCCUAAAAAAGAUGUCUGAUGGUUGGUAUCAUGGAGAGCGCAUCAGGGACCAAGAGCGAGGGUGGUUUCCUGGGAGAUUCACAGUGGAGAUCUCCUCAACCCAUGUGCGGGCAAGGAACCUCCGCCAGCGCUAUCGCCUGCUGGCCAUAUCUGGUUCUCUCCUUGAUGAGCUAAAGAAGGAAAAAGAACGCUUUGAGAAGGAGAUACGAAAGAAGGACCGUAGACGCACAUUAACCAUCAUGGAAGUUAUAUCAUCUCAGACGCAGGCUAUAAGUUAGAUGCAAUAUCCUGAUGUGUGAUGUGGAAGUGAAUACUCAGUGUGACCUCUGCCACCUCAAUGUGACCAGUGUCAUUUGUGCCUUCUUUUCUCUAUGGCAGAAUUGAAAGUAAGUGGUGAAAUGUUACAAAGUUUUCAACCUACUUGGCUUUAGAAUUACCAGGAAGAGUUUGUAAAUAAUGUAUUAUUUAAAUUGCUACUGAAGUAAAUUUUGAUGCAGUAAAGUGUGUGUGUGUGUGUGUGUGUGUGUGUGUGUGUGUGUGUGUGUGUGUGUGUGUGUUUUUUUUUAUAUACAUUCCUUACUUUCAUUGUGUUUUCUGGUUUAUUCUAAAUACUACAUUUAUUUUCUAGGGAAGCUACAAUUCUUAUAUUGUUCUAAUGUCUAUCUUUCCUUGAAUUAUCUCCUCAUAAAGUAUCCAUCUUCACUCUCUUCCUACAAUAAAAGAUUUAAAAAAUUUUUGUUCUCAAACUGUCCUUCAUUUAUAUAUUAAAAUCAUGUCUCCCCUCUUGUAUAUGUGUAUUCACCUAGUUGUAAUUUUACAGGGCCUGGGUAUCAUACUUGUGUGGCCCCGUCUCCAUAUCUACACACAUCCAACUUUCCUUUAAAACUAUGCACUCUCCUUGCUGACACCACCUCCU
Molecule: messenger RNA, 1768 nt
Organism: Portunus trituberculatus (swimming crab)
Lineage: Eukaryota; Metazoa; Arthropoda; Malacostraca; Decapoda; Portunidae
Product: rho guanine nucleotide exchange factor 16-like
Exons: 6
Coding region: 78-1130 (350 amino acids)
Biological process (GO): activation of GTPase activity
Molecular function (GO): protein binding; guanyl-nucleotide exchange factor activity
Source: RefSeq, a predicted model, not a curated record